Molecule: messenger RNA, 5521 nt
Organism: Clarias gariepinus (North African catfish)
Lineage: Eukaryota; Metazoa; Chordata; Actinopteri; Siluriformes; Clariidae
Gene: mtf1
Product: metal-regulatory transcription factor 1
Exons: 10
Coding region: 39-2291 (750 amino acids)
Biological process (GO): central nervous system development; positive regulation of transcription by RNA polymerase II
Cellular component (GO): nucleus
Molecular function (GO): RNA polymerase II cis-regulatory region sequence-specific DNA binding; DNA-binding transcription activator activity, RNA polymerase II-specific
Source: RefSeq, a predicted model, not a curated record
UUUGACGGGCUUAUAGGCGAAGCAGCCUUGUGGGGAUCAUGGGCGAGAAUGGCCCUCAAACUGAAACAGCUAUGUUCUUUGAAGAGGAUGAGGAUGAUGUCGACAAACUGGGGAGAGAGGACUAUGAUGUGUGCAAAAUGGCUGAUUCUGACAAAGAGGAUAUGCUGAUUUCCAAACCCUCGUCAUCCUCAACACGGGUGUACGACCGCACCACGGUACUCAUUGAACAGGACCCUAUUCAUCUAGAUGAGGAAGGAGAAGAAGAUGGCCACUGUGGGCCAGAUGAUGAUGGUGUGGCAUUUUUGGCUGAUGAGGACGGAACACUGGCCUUUAUGGCAGACCCUGACAGCAUGGCACAGGGCUACGUGCACCACACAAUCUCACCCGAUCAGAUCCAGUUCAUCAUCAAUCCGGGGUCUACCCCAAUGCCUCGUAAUAUUGAAGGAGCCACUCUUACUUUGCACUCUGAGUGCCCGGAGACCAAGCAGAGAGAGGUAAAGAGGUAUCAGUGCACUUUUGAGGGCUGUACUCGCACCUACAGCACAGCGGGAAACCUGAGGACACAUCAGAAAACACACCGUGGUGAAUACACCUUUGUUUGCAACCAGCAGGGCUGUGGUAAAGCCUUCCUGACCUCCUACAGCUUAAAGAUCCAUGUGCGGGUGCAUACUAAAGAAAAACCAUUUGAGUGCGAUGUACAGGGCUGCGAAAAAGCCUUCAAUACACUGUACAGGCUGAAAGCACAUCAGCGCCUGCACACAGGAAAAACAUUUAACUGUGAAUCAGAAGGAUGCACAAAGUACUUUACCACUCUCAGUGACCUGAGGAAGCACAUUCGUACUCACACGGGAGAGAAGCCGUUUCGGUGUGACCAUGAUGGCUGUGGUAAAGCUUUCGCUGCUAGUCACCACCUGAAAACACACGUGCGGACACACACGGGUGAGAAGCCUUUUUUCUGCCCUAGUGAUGGCUGUGAGAAGACGUUUAGUUCACAGUACAGUCUGAAGAGUCACAUCCGAGGCCACGACAAGGGUCCUUUAUACCCAAUUAGCCUCAGCCAUCCUCUGUCAGAGGAUGCAAAUCAUUCUCUGUGCCUCAGUGAUUUAAGCCUCAUUUCCACAGACUCUGAGCUUCGAGAAAAUAUCAACAAUUCUCAGAACUUGGAUCUAAAUAGUAUCACGCCUGUGAAAAUAUUUGAGUUGAUGUUACAGAGCCCUGAAAACAAUGUUAGUCAAGACGACCCACAUCCAUCUGAAAACCUAGUGGAGGCCUUCGGCUUGGAGACGCCACCCCCGGCAGCAGUGACGGAUUCGCCCACUCUCCUACCCUUCACUCAGAUGCCUUCGUCUUCCUCCUCUUCUAGCUCUCUUACCACUCCUGUCCUAGAAAACUCCGCACAGCCUGGUCCCUCCUCCUGCCAGGCAUUAUCCACCAACGGCUCCACAGGCACCUCUCCACAGUCUGCCACUUUUUCCUCUUUCCUUCAUACCUCACUACAAACACCAGAAGUGCCCACUCUAGCUGCACCUGCUGCAACCCAACACUAUACCCCAGUGGUGCCCACAGCACCUGCCAGCUCCCUACCAGUAUCUGUCUCAACAGUGGCCAGCAUCUCAAAUCCUGCAUCAGACAUUAGCACAGGAGCAGCUGCAGUAGUACCGCACACCGUGCCUUUAACAGGCAGUGCCAGUCUGGCACCCACACCCACCAUCACUAUUGCACCCACGCAGGGCCUCCUGCAGCCGAGCCUUGUCAUGUCUGACCAGAAUUUGCAGUGGAUCCUUAGCAGUGCUGCCAAUGCACAGCACAAUCCUGAGCAGCAGGGCCCAAAAGUGGAAAAGGUCUUCUUCACAACAGCCAUACCUGUAGGAGGACAUUCAGGAAACCCUGUGCAGCAGAUUGGCCUCAGUCUCCCCGUCAUCAUCAUUAAGCAGGAGGAGGCAUGUCAGUGUCAGUGUGCCUGCAGAGAUUCGGGUAAAGAAAAAACCUCCAGUCAGAACACUGCCCCCUCACAGCAGGAACCUAAAGACAUUUCUCCACCACCUACUACUCCUUCAGCCACACAUGCUGUUUCAGAGUGCUGUUCCUCCAAGUUGAGCACUCCCCUUUCCCCUGGCUCCACUCAGACUUUCCACAGUGAGGCAAUAGCGUCUAGCGCUCCCUCAGACAGCCUGGCCAAUGUGGAUGUAGUGGACCUGCUCAGCCCUGAAACCACAGCCAACAUCGAGGCACUGCUGAUGGUCGCUGAUGACUUCUCAUUGAGUGAGGACAACAGCAAUACCACCACCUAGUGGAAGUUGAGGGUCAGAUCCCCUCAUUCAUCCCUUUACAUUCAUUUCUUUUAUUAGGCACCAUUAUUUCUAAUGUUUCGCAGGUUCAGUCUGAUUCAUAACAGUAUCUUGUGUACGCCAAAGGUCACGCGUGUCAGACUUCCCAUUCUAUGACCUAUGAUCAGCUUUGGUCUUUCCUCUUCUAUAAAAUAUGAUCUUCCAGAAAUGGGCUGCUUAAUACAUGUGAAUCUUUAGGUAGUAUUUUACACACAGUGCACUCUGAUUAAUUCAGAUCUGUGCUAUUUCUGCACUUUCAAAUUAUAGAAGUGUUCCCCCUGAAAAUAGAGGUUUGUAAGUAGCCAUUUGUUUGAAGGUUCUUUCUUCUUUUUUUUUCUUUUUUUUUUUAUUUAAACCAUGUGCACUGUAUAAUAGUCCUUCCAGACAUUCUCAUGAUGUGCUAUGGUCUGUUCAAACUUCUGUAACAGUCUCUGCAGCAUAUUAGAAAAAGUGAGUAUAGGGACAAAAAAAAAACAGUUUGGAUAUGUGGAUAGGUUUAAAAACGCAAGGAAUCAAAUAAGUCCUAUCUACGAACUCAGAUUAUACAAAAUACAAGCAAUAUUAUAAAUUCUAAUCAUUCACAUGGCAACAUUUUAUUAUUUUAAAUUGAGUUAUUUAGUCUAGUUUCAAGUAGAAUAGGACAUUUUCUAAGGUACAGGCCAGUCAUAGAUUGUGAAGAACUUAAUGCACUGAGAACAAUUUACCAAUACAGAUUCUACUUGUUGACCAGGAACACUGAAAUUAACAAAAUGAAAUGUUCACGUGAUUUACCAGAAUGUACUGCAUGUAAGUGUAAUUGGCAUAUGUGGCCUCUUUGGUGGUAAAGCCUUUUUAGAAGCCUAUCCAGAAUAUGCCACAAUAUAUGACAAAUAUUUUAUGUGUAAUUUAUUAAGAACGACUACAGUAGCCCAUGAAAUGUGAUUAUCUUGAAGCAGUUUCUGUUAACAGAAAUGACUUGCUUUUAAGUGUAAGUGAUAGUUAUAUGUGAUUGGCUGCCUGUAACAUUUAUUUAAUUUUUAGAUGUUAAUUUAUUAAAAUAAUUUUUAUCAACAAGCAUCAAUGCAGUACAUAUUUUCGAUAAAAUAGCCUACUUUUUAACUUGGUGGACCAAGUUAUUUCCUUUAACUUUUUAUUUUUGGUGGAGUCAGCCACUUGUGGUUAAGAGAGAUUUUUUUUUUUUUCCUUUGUUUUGCUUUUGGGUUGCAGGUUAGGCAGGGUAAUGCAGCUGCAGUUGCCUAGCCUAUUGCUGCUUUGUUGUUACUGAGCUGAAAUCAGCCUCUGACCUUUCUUCCUUUAUUUAGACCCAUUUAAGUCUCACUGUUGUGGCCUGCUCAGGGAUAAAGAAAAUCAAAGCCGAGGUAUAGAGUCAGUCCCUGAAAGUACAUACAAUUGCAACAGAACUGUAAGAACUUGAGCUGUUGUGUACAUCUAGAGAACGUCUAGUAAACUUCCCUGCACCAGUAAGCCAGUUUAUACACCACUGCUGUAGAGGUUUUAAUGAGUUUAUUAUAAUGUAAAUGUGUAUUUGAAAUUACAAAUGUUUAAGCCCUUAGAUUGUAUUUGUAUUUUUGUAAAGAACUGUGGUGGGUAAUCACACUUUGGGUUUGACAUGGAGGACAUGACACUGCACUGCCCAUUUCUUUUGCAAUCUUGCCAUCACUUCACAAUGCAGUAGAUUUUGGAAUGUAUUUUUUUUUCCUGGGGAUAGGGGUUAGUACCUGGGUUAAUACAGGAAAUACACAAACAUUGUGCACUGUGGCAUGAAAUAGCUACUGUAUUCCUGUUACCCAUGAUCAGGAAACUGCCUUACAGUUUUAAUACAGGGUAGCGUUUGGGCUCCUAUCUUAAAUAAUAAAAAAAAAAAAAAAAAAAAAAAAAGAUCUACUUGCCACAAAGCUUUACAAUCCCUACAAAUUGUGACAAAAUAUGUCUUGUUACAUGACAUUAAAGAUGAGACAUUGGCUAGAUGUCAGUUAAAUUUGAUACAAAAGGACUUUUUUUUUCAACCAGGUAUGAUUCAAUCACACGAGUUUGACAGUUCAUACAUUUAGGAAGGGCCUGCAGCUAUUGAUGCAAAUUAAAAUUGUUGCAUGUUAUUGUGCCAGUUUAUUCUUUAACAUUAGUAUUUAUUCUUCAUAUUCUGUUUGGAAAAAGUGAGGACAUCUAUUUGUACAUUUUUAAAUGAUCAGUGUUAUUUAAAGGCUAAUUUUGCGCACUGUUCGUGAUCAAACGGGGUCCAAUAGCACAGAAAUUGUAAAAACUGUUUCAGUUGCACUUGUUAUACUUUUCCCUUACUGAAUGCUAAUUUUGGCCAAAUGUAGAAUUAUCUAUGCAAAAUAUGUCUGUGUAUUUUAUGAACCCAGAUCCCUCAGCUGAGCCUCAGCUCCCUUUGUAAAUGCCUAGUGAAAUAACACAUUGCAACACCUUGCUUUAGUCUUUAUUCAAUGUUAUGCAAGUUCCCACUAGCACAAAUCAACUUUGUCAAAUUGCAGUUAAUAUGUAAAUAUACUACACACGCCUUGCUAGUGGGAGCUAUAAUAUAUGGUCUCAAGAGGCCUUUGGUAAAUCAACAGUUGCAUUUAGUUUUAAGCUUUUAUUUAUAUGAGUGACUCGUGUAUGGGCAUUGUACUCUUUUUAAGAGUUGUUUUCCAUUAAAAGUAUGAGGUGCCCCAACAUUAAUGCAUGCUAUUUAAAGGGGAAAACUCAAUUUAUAUAUAUUUUUAAGUAAUACAAUUCUGUUGUAAGAAUUGUAAUUGACCAGUUUGAUUUUUUUCCUUUAUAAUUUUGGUAUGAUUUGAUCAUCUCUUCCCCCCACGACACUGGAAUCGAGGGCAUCAACAAAUCCCAAGUCUUGCUCAAGCUUUUUAAUUUAUUCUGAAUUACUAUGAGUUGAUUCAGAUAAGAAUGGGAGUGCUUACAGUUAACUGCUGAGAUCAUUCUUUUUCACAUUCUAUGGGACUGCUGUUUUUUUUUUUUUUUUUUGCAUACAACUUUUCCCUCGAAUAAUCAAUUUGCUAAUAUUGUGAAGUUUGUUCUUUUCCAGGUUUAAAGCAGAACAUUGUAGCAUGCAGUGGGUUAUGAAUAAAAAAUCUGAGCAAAAGUGCAAGGGUCACAAAAUGGGGAGACAAAUGCUUCCAACGGACUUUUUGAUACCCAAAGUGUGAGGACAAACUAUAAAAGGAUCUGUAUUUUUA